This is a messenger RNA of Acanthosepion pharaonis, 669 nucleotides long. The record is from the annotation of a GenBank genome assembly. NCBI's taxonomy places the organism in Eukaryota, Metazoa, Mollusca, Cephalopoda, Sepiida, Sepiidae.
AUGUUUGGCUCAGAUUUCUUUCUUCAUCUCUAUCAGGAUUCUGAUCUUUCUUCUUUUCAAUUUGCUGCUAUAAUUAUUCUUCUUUGGUCCCAUUUUACAGAAGUGAAUUUAAUAUCGCGUUCUCUCUCUCUCUCUCUCUCUCUCUCUCUCUCUCUCUCUCUCUCUCUCUCUGUAUAUAGUUAUUGUUCAUCCAAUGCAGUCGCGAUCAUUAUGUACCGUUGGGACAACAAAGAAGAUCUUGGCAAUCCUGUGGAUACUGUCUCUUCUUCUAUCCUGUCCAACAUUCUAUAUAAUGGUAGGAAAUGUCAUCCUCUGUUGCUGAGCCCCCACAGCUCUUUUAGAUUGUGUAGUUUCUUCUCAGGAAUUCUUCGGAAGGAGGAUUGGCUCCGAGAAGCGAGGAACCGGUACGGGGCUGUAGCGUUCGCUCCGUUUGCGCUUUGCGGCGCGGGUUCAAAGUGUCGUAGCGGUCCGUCGGCGUUGCGGCGUCGCGGUCGUGCGCGAGCUCGGGUCGGGGGUCGCAGGGUCGGGCUAGGCGGCGUUCGCGGCGGUUUUCGCGUCGGGGCGACGGGCGCUCGCGUUCGUGCAUCUGGCGGCGGCUCAUAUCGGGUCGUCUGUCUGUGCGCGAUGCGUCGUUCACGAACUCCGAGUCAACCCGUUCUUCGCCGCUAA